Messenger RNA from Anisakis simplex (herring worm), 3342 nucleotides. The record is from the annotation of a GenBank genome assembly. NCBI's taxonomy places the organism in Eukaryota, Metazoa, Nematoda, Chromadorea, Rhabditida, Anisakidae.
AUGUCUUGGAUAAUUCGCUUACAGCGUCUUCCGUUAUCAGCGAAUGCAUCCGAUAUUCGGAGUUUCUUCGCUGGUCUAAGAAUUCCCGACGGUGCUGUGCAUAUUGUGGGAGGUCCCGAGGGUGAUGCGUUUAUUGGGUUUGCAACUGAUGAAGAUGCACGACAAGCGAUGCGGUACAAUGAUCGACGAAUUCAUGAUCAACGAGUUCAUUUAUUACUAUCGUCGAGAGUCGAAAUGGAAUGUGUGAUUGCAAAAGCGCGUAGCGGUGAUCUGGGUGCUGCAUCUAGCUUUGAUCAGCUCGCAUCACAACGAGUUGCUACUGCAGGAGUACACGAUGAUUCACAAAUGAAUAUGGCCGCUGCAGCUGCUGCAGCAGCUCAAGCAGUAGGCACACGUUCAUCAGAUUCGUUCACUAACAACACCACAGAUAGAAAUGCACAGCAUGCAGCAUUAAUUUCUUCGUCAAGAAGUCAUAACACUAACAAUAGUAAUAACAAUAAUAUUCAAGCAACAUCGCAACAAUCACUCACUGAUAUACAACAACGUCAGCAAUCAGAUUUCACUCAACAACAAUUCAAUCGAGGUGAGAAUGCAGCUUUAUGGGGUCGUACAGCCGAGAUGGUGAAUUCAAUGGCAUCCUCACAGAUACAGUCAGAUUCAUGGAAGAAUUCAGCAUCAGGCAACAGUUUUGAUUCACGUUCAUGUUCAACCGCCGUACCUAGUUCACGACAUUCAAAAGGAGGAACGUCACAGCAACAACCAGCAUCAAUAACACCGUGGCAAGAUGCGAAAAUGUUGAAUAUACUUUCACAAAAUAACACAAAUUCUCUAGCAACACCAUCAAAUGCUGUUUAUCAUCAGCAAUCAGCUCGAGAUGAACACUAUGAUACUGAUACCAGUAACAGUAAUUUUCAAGGCUAUAAAGCAUCACUUCAACCGACUACUGUCACGUCAACAUCGAAUGUAUUUGCUCAGCGUUCACAGAUAUACCAACAAAGUGGUUUGGUGGCACCGCCACUGAUUCCGGGUCAGCAAUUGCAGAUGCCUCCGUCAAUUCCAGGUCUUGUGAUGCCACCCAUGGUUCCACCGGUUAUGCCGCCAGUUGCUUCCGCUCUGGCAUCAACACUAGUGAGCGCAUCGAAUGCAAGUGGUGCAGCAGCAUCACUGGCCACUGCAAAUCCGUUUGCUGGAGUGUUUUCGCAUCAGAACGCCCCUAUAUUUCCACCAGUACCCAUUCAACGAGCAGUAAAACAAGAGAUCAAUGAGGGUUGCUGCUAUGUGGAACUAAGCCGAUUACCGUCCGAACUUGUGAGUCCAGCCGCACUUGAACAGUUCUUAAAACCGUCGAUUCCAUUAACACUCUCUUCUGUCAAAGUGGUUUUCGAUCCAAAAGGCCAACCAUUACAUGCAUUGGUACGUUUCGAGAGUGCUCAAGAUGCUGAGAAUAUCUUGAAUAGAGAUGGUGAGCGCGGUAUAAGAAUUCGUCCAUGCAGUCGAGAAACAUUCGAUAAGACAGUAGAUGGAUCAGUGAUGGCUCCAACUGACAUCAGUAAUCAUUCGUCCCACGAAAGAGGGCGAAGUCGUAAUCGCGAUCCAUCAUCAUCUCGACCCAACUCAUCCAGCAGACGUCGACACUCACCUGAUCCUCGGCGCGAUCUAGAUUCUCGUCGUGAUAUAGACCACGAUCACAGAAGUAGUCAAAAUAGUCGUUCUCGUACUCCUCCUGCUGCGCACCGAACCAUCAGGCGUCGUUCGUCUCGUUCUCCGAUCGCUCAUCGCGAUAUUAAACGUCGUAAAGAUGAACAACCAGAUCGUUACUGUAUUGAGUUCUCCAAUCUUCCGUUCCGGGUCACUGAACCAGAAAUUCGAAAUUUCCUUGGUCCUCGCUGUGAGCCAGUGAAGGUAUCUAGAGCAUUCAAGGAGGAUGCUCAAGCAUCGGAUCGUUGGAUUUUAGAAUUUUCAUCGAUUGAGUUUGCCGAACGAGCAUAUCGCACGCGCGGUUCAAUCCAAGAUCGUACUGUUCGUUCACGGAGAUUGACAAAUGAUGAAGCAGAUGCACUUUUAUCAAUUCCGGAUAAAUUUGGAUAUAAAAAGAAAGAAGAAUUUGAACGUAAACAUGGAGCAUCAUCGUCAUUUGAACGAACCACUGAUGUGCUACCUUCAUCAGGGGAAAGCAAUAGUAAUAUUAUGCCGCCUACAUCAAUGAAUGGAUCAGCCUCGAACGAUAAUAAAUUCGGUGCAUUCCCAUCGAGACAAGAUCGUGCUCAUCACAGCGCUAGUGGCCCUCCUUCGGCACCGCAUCGUGACAACUACUCAGGUAGGGGACGAGGUGGUCGUGCCGGACCUCCGAGACCAUUCGGUCCUGGCAUGGAUUAUGAUAGUAUGCCCCCUAAUCGUGGCAUGCCACUCAUAGGCAAUGGACCUGCUGGUGGUUUUACAAUGAAUGGACCAUCAAACAUGGGUGGUUUACCUUCACAACGAUUUUGUGGUGGUCCUCGUGCUCCUUUGAUCCGUCCACCGUCGUUCUUCGGUGCAACGCCAGCGUCGACGAUUCGACAGCGUGGACCACCACCAUCUCAGCAACAGUCAAAUAGUGCUCGAGUGAAACAACAAGCUGUAGAUACCUCUUCAUCACACCACCAUUCAAAUGGAUCGUCGAGGUCAUCGCUCGGCAUAUCGCCAUCUAAAAACGAUACUAAGAACAAUACUGCCACUACUUCCUUACCGUCCUCAUCGUCCACAACGUCUGCUGCUAGUGCUAAUUCAAAACAAACCUCUUGUCUUCUACUACAAAAUAUUUCAUCCACUUUAAAAGAGUCUGAUAUCGUUCAACUUCUCGCUGUUAACGCUUCGCGCAUCAAUUCAACAAGUAUUCGGCGUUUGUCGGAUGGAAAAGUUUAUGUGGAUUUGGGUGACGCUGAUGACGCAAAAAAUGCCUUUGAUAAAUUCAGUCGGCUGACAGAUAAAGAGAAAAACAAUGUGCAAAUUUCAUUGAUCACACAUCAGAAGAUGGUCGAAGACAUACAGCAUAGUAUUGAUCAGAAGGAAUUGGAUCCUGAGUUGGUGGCAUCAUUGGGUGAGCCUGGCACUGUGAUCAGUUGCCAUGGAUUUCCACCGGAUGUGACUAUCAUGGAUGUGGCACAGUUCUUUGACAAGUUCUCGUUGGUGGAGAGCUCUGUGCGAAUAAAGCUCGAUGAUGAUGGCAUUUCAACCGGUGAAUGCCUGCUAGCCGUUGGUACUCCUCAGGAAGCCGCCAAAGCAGUACUUCUAUUGAGCGGGCGCCGCUUGAAUGGUUCCACAGUAACGAUGAGCGUAGUGGAAGCAACGAGCAAACAAUCAUGA